AUGGGCACCUCACCAAUCACUCUGAGGGCCAUCCUGAGCUUCCUCUUCGCUUUUGUGCAGCUUACCUACGCCCUAAAAUUCGACCUCGUCGCCACCUCUGGCGGCGGCAACAACGAGCGAUGCAUUCGCAACUUCGUCUCGAAGGACCAGCUCGUCGUUGUCACUGCCACUGUUGGCGGUACGAAAGGUGAUGGCCAGAGAGUCAAUAUUCACAUCAAGGACGCCAUGGGCAAUGACCACGGUCGCCCUAAGGAUGUUGUCGGCGAAACGCGUCAACUGUUCACUUCGCCCGCAGACACGGCUUUCGACGUCUGCUUCGAGAACCAGCUUGUCGGCCACAACAGCAUCGUGAACCCCAGCCGCUCCAUCGAACUCGACGUCGACAUUGGCGCCGACGCCCGCGACUGGAACAGCAUCCAAUCGCAGGAGAAGCUCAAGCCCGUUGAAACAGACCUCCGCCGCAUCGAGGAGAUGGUUGCUGAUAUCGUGACUGAGAUGGAGUACCUGCGUGCGCGUGAGCAGCGUUUGCGUGAUACAAAUGAGAGCACCAAUGAGCGCGUGAAGUGGUUCGCUUUCGGAACUAUGGGUAUGCUUGUUGGUCUUGGUGCUUGGCAGGUUGUUUAUCUGAGGGCUUACUUCAGGAUACUGUGCAACAGGAUGUCUGCCCCACGUAUACUUUCUCGUCUUGCGCGACCUGUGCCAUCCUCCCUAAGCACAAUCGCAAGACAAAACCGCCAAUUCGGCGCAACAGCUCUACGCCUCAAAGAUGGCAGCGAUGAAGCUGCUCCCGAGGUGAAAGCUCACCGCGCAAACCAGGCCAACAAGCCCCCGAACCAAUUCGUGCCUCACUCUACCUCCACCAUGACAAAGGACUUCCCAAAUGUCGGCAAGAAGCCCGCGCCACCGGAGAUGCUGAACUCAGUCGAUCCCAAUUACAGACCGUCUGAUCCGUAUCCCGGAAGGAUUGAGCAUUUCACUGGUGGUCGCCAGGAUGACGGGGCGCAGAAGCCGGAGCUUGGCGUUGGUGAGAUGGAGGGUAUUACGUUCAAGGUUGAGCCUUUGAAGAGAGUUGGAGAGGAUCUUACCACGAAGAGGGCACGCCUGCUAUACCAAAGCCGCAAGCGCGGAAUCCUAGAGUCAGACCUGCUCCUUUCCACCUUCGCAGACGUCUACCUGGGCAAGAUGGACUACGAUCAGCUCGUCGAGUACGACGGCUUCCUCGAUGAGAACGAUUGGGACAUCUACUACUGGGCGACGCAAGAUCCGCCUGAGGAGAUCUCGGCCUCCGCUCCUAAGGAGGAUACCAUCACCGAGAAUUGGAAGGAGUCCAGUGCCAAGAGCGGUGAAUGGGCGCAAACUAUUGGCGCUUUCAGGGCGGCUUACCGACCUGUUCCGUCGCGCUGGCAGAAUUCCGAGGUUCUCGCGCUGCUCAGAGAACAUGUUCGUGAUAAGAGUGCUACUGGCUUUGAGAAGGCCAAGAAUAAGAAGACUGGCGGUGGCGGUGGCUUGGGGAGAAUGCCUGAUGUUCAGGUGUUUAACUCCUAA
Messenger RNA from Penicillium vulpinum, 1545 nucleotides. RefSeq names its product WD40 repeat-like protein. The record is from RefSeq and is a predicted model, not a curated record. The coding region runs from base 1 to 1545 and encodes 514 amino acids. The transcript is spliced from 5 exons. Gene Ontology annotation, biological process: mitochondrial respiratory chain complex II assembly; tricarboxylic acid cycle; mitochondrial electron transport, succinate to ubiquinone. NCBI's taxonomy places the organism in Eukaryota, Fungi, Ascomycota, Eurotiomycetes, Eurotiales, Aspergillaceae. Gene Ontology annotation, cellular component: mitochondrion.